GCGGUACGUAGGCUUGAUGUGCUGUAGCUCCGCAAUCUCGUCAUCGGCAUUCCACGGAUUCUGUGUUGCCAGGCGCUAUCGUCUGUUUAUGAUGGAUACAAGAUCUUGCACCCAUCCAUACGGCUGGCGACCCAAAAGGUCAAGCUACCGCUCUUGACCUCUCGACAGCUUACCAAAGUUCAGCUUGGUGUGAUCUCGUGGCAAAGCGCAAACAUGCUCAAACUACCAAUACCCACAGAGAGCCUCCGCUACAACGAACCUGUGCCAUUCCGACUCCAAGUCGACAGAGAGCUCCUCGACAUCACCAAGCGAAAGCUUGCUCUGGCGCGGUAUCCUGAGGAGCAGACUGAUUUCGGCGAGCAUGACUGGACGCAAGGAGCAAAAGUCUCCUCAGUACGAGACUUAGCCGAUUAUUGGCGGGAGAAGUAUGACUGGGAAAAGCAGGAGAAUGAACUCAACAGCGUCUUCAACCAUUUCCUUGUCAAGCUGAAUGUGCCCGAGUAUGGCCCGCUCGUCAUCCACUUUACCCACGCUCGAUCCUCCAAGCGAACGGCCAUUCCCCUGCUUUACUCCCACGGCUGGCCUGGCUCCUUCGUGGAGGCUGUCAAGGUCGUUGAAGAGCUCAGCAGUCCGAAAGACAACAACGUCCAGGCUUUUCAUGUCGUGGCCCCCUCCAUACCGGGGUUCGGCUUCUCCCCUGCGCCGCUCAAGUCUGGCGUUGGUCCGAACAUCGUCGCUCGAGCAUAUCAUAUCCUGAUGACGGAAGUCCUUGACUAUCGGUGGUUUGCCACGCAGGGUGGUGAUUUUGGAUCUUUCAUCACUCGUUCGGUGGCCAUACAGUAUCCUCAGUCGGUGGUUGCGCAACACCUCAACAUGUUUCCUGUUCCUCCGCCGACUCUAUGGACAGCGCCGCUUGCCUACAUUCGCUGGACACUCAGCAGCGUCCUGUAUUCCCAAUUCGAGAAGGAUGCGUUGGAGAUAAGGCGGAAUUUUGAGAUUGAUCAGAGUGGCUAUCUUGAACAGCAGAAGACACGCCCGCAGACGUUGGGUUUUGCCCUCGGAGAUUCUCCUGUUGGUCUCCUCGCUUGGUUUGUGGAGAAGUUUCACGACUGGGUCGACUGUCAUGACGCAUUCUCCAAAGACGACAUCAUCACACUGGUCAUGAUGCAUUGGAUUCAAGGAGCGACGCCCGGUCUGAGAUUCUACUGGGAAGCGUUCGGUCGCGGCAUGCGCGAAGCCGAGAGAACGUUCGAAAUUUACGUGGCCGCUCCCACGGGAGUGAGCAUGUAUGCGAAGGAACAGCUCCAUUGUCCAAGAGACUGGGCCACACAAGCAGCCAACGUCUGCUUCUGGCGAGAGUACCCUCGAGGUGGUCAUUUCUCGACGUUGGAGCGCCCUGAUGCAUUUGUCAGAGACAUGAGAGAAUUCUUCACCAUGUCGACUGUACAGGCCGCGAUCAAGCGUCAUGUUGCUCUACAGUCAAAGCAUGCAUGAUCGCAAUCCUCCAAAACCUAUACCAUGCGCGUUGCGUGCCCACUAGUCCUCCGCAAGUUUCCAAGAUGGAAGGAAAGUCUUCUUGGCGCCUACGUGCCCCGUACUGUACGGUGCACCCAAAGUGAAAGAGAGUAGCUUGUGCGCGCCGAGCCGACUGCAACAGCUAACAGACAAACGAAACUGUCACAGUCGAGGUCAAAGUCGAAGUCAAAAAGGUGAACUCAUGAGAUCUGAACUCCCGCAUUAUAUAGCAGUAACUUUAUAUGUCGAUUGCACGGC
Messenger RNA from Boeremia exigua, 1773 nucleotides. Its product is annotated as putative hydrolases or acyltransferase. The transcript is spliced from 3 exons. The record is from RefSeq and is a predicted model, not a curated record. Gene Ontology annotation, molecular function: epoxide hydrolase activity. The coding region runs from base 214 to 1494 and encodes 426 amino acids. Gene Ontology annotation, biological process: epoxide metabolic process. NCBI's taxonomy places the organism in Eukaryota, Fungi, Ascomycota, Dothideomycetes, Pleosporales, Didymellaceae.